Eurytemora carolleeae is the source of this 4828-nucleotide messenger RNA. Its product is annotated as daf-12-interacting protein 1. The transcript is spliced from 7 exons. The record is from RefSeq and is a predicted model, not a curated record. The annotation marks the transcript as partial. Gene Ontology annotation, cellular component: extracellular region. Gene Ontology annotation, molecular function: chitin binding. NCBI's taxonomy places the organism in Eukaryota, Metazoa, Arthropoda, Copepoda, Calanoida, Temoridae.
CCAGACAAAUGCAAGAAACGCACUGAAUUUCAAAAGGCUAAACCAGGAGAUGGACACUGUCCCCGGCAGAACGGAGUGUAUCCUAGCGAUGAACCUGGAGAAUGUGAUGUUUUCUAUUCUUGUUUAAACGGUGUUGGAAGCUCAACACGGUGCGCUGAGGGACUACAUUACUCAGAAGAGGUUGGAACCUGUGUCUGGGCUCGAGACUCCGGGAGGAAGGGUUGUGUAUCUUUAUCAGACCCGGAGCAACCCAGACGAAAGAAAAACCCUGUCUCCACACCUGACCAAGCAACAGAGAAAACCGAACUUGUCGCCCUUGAAAACGGGUUUAAGUGUCCGGGCGGCAAAUUAGGCGUACACCCCGCCUUUCCCCACCCUACCAGCUGCAGGGAGUACUACGUCUGUCUGAACGGUAUAACCCCGAACGAGGCCGGAUGCAGCGCAGGCCGAGUGUUUAAUCCGUCAACCUCGUCUUGUGAUUCUCCGGAGAAUGUUCCAGGAUGUGAGGAUACAUAUAAUAAAUCUAAGGAUAAACCAAAGCUCUCUGCUCUCCGGGAGGAGGAUAGAUCUUCCAGUUCCUCCAGUUCCUCCAGCUCCCCCAGCUCCCCCAGCUCCCCAGAUAUAUCUAACAGCGAGUUUAGUGGAUUUCUAGCUUUACUUCAGGAAAAGGGUUUGUUGCAACCAGACGCCAUUAAAAAACUUGGCUCCGCCAUGAAAGAAGAAUCUGACAGAGCAGAGGAGAAGGAAGAGAGAAGAAAGGAGGAGGAGGAGAGAGAGGAGAAAAGGAAGGAGGAGAAGGAGGAGGAGAGUUCUAGUACAGGAUCUAGAACACACAGAUUAAUGAACCUUUUCUCCCGUAGGGUUCCAGCAAACAGAAGAAAUAAGUUCACAUCCAGCUUUAUUCCUAGAGUUAGGAAUAACAGUGAUAAAGAAGAUCAAGAAGAAGAAGAGGAGGAAGAUGUUGAAGAAGUUGGUGAGGAAGAGAAUGAAAUGGACGAGAAGCAUGUUGAAACCAUGAACAAGAUUAUGGAAGAAAUUCUUGACAAUUCUGAAGAUGAAACCAUGAAGAAAAUUAUGGAAGCUAUUCUUGAUGAAGAAGAGGAAACCACUACUCCAGCUGCUACAGGUUUAGCUGGUCUGCUCAAGCGACGAAGACGACCUCAGUUCGGUCCGAAUUCCAGGAAACCUGGAACUCUUUUCUCCAGGCAUAGAACUAGACUUAGGAACGAACCUUCUUCAACAACAACGACAGAAGAGAAUAAACUUGAAGAUGAUCCUGAUGAGAAUACUAUCGAAACUGAGGCGGAAACUGUGAAACCCGUCAUCUCUAUUAAGGACAGGUUCACAAGUCUUAGACGGAGAAGACCUUUCCGACCUGCUCGGCCUUUGGAAAAGCCUGACCCAGAUAUUGAGGAAAUGAUGAAAGUAUUGGAGAAGGAAGAUGAUCUAAAACAUGAAUUUGACAAGUUUAUUCAAAAGAAUUUAAACAGGAAACCAACUAGCAGAUUCCGUCCCAAACUUGACAGAUCAAGAUUAAGAGUUUCCGGUAGAAACCGGUUCCGACCUAAAACCAGUUUUAAAGACGAAGAUAUGGAGGAGGUGGAGGAUACUGAAACUCCGACUGAUGCUGAAGCUACAGAUAGUCCGACUACUAACCCUUCUACAUCUGAGCAGGAAAUUGCUACAACUAUUGUAUCUGAAAAAACGUCUACAACUACUACUACUACUACUACUUCAACUACCACAACAACCACUACUACUACUACUACUACUGCUACUACGACGACCACAACUACAACUACCCCAUCAACUACCACAAGCACGUCUUCUACAACAACAACCACUCCUACAACAACUGAGCCAAGUACAGUUUUUGACACAACUCCGUUUUUUGUGCCCACCGCUCCUACUUUUGCCGACACAGUUACAGAGAAUAUUCGGGAUAAUGAAGUUUUUCCAACCUUCACUCCAGUAUUACAAACUACAGGUGGUGCAAGGGUACCUGGAGAGACUAAUAAGAACACCGAACCUAGUGAAUAUGAACCAUUUGAAUAUGUUUACUAUGAGUACUAUUAUGAUUAUGAAUACGAUGAUGAAGACUCUGUUGAAGAGCCAAGAAGUUCUGACGGUUCUCUGGGUACUCAGUUUAACACAGGCCCAAGGACAGAUAAUUCUCCGGAAGCGGUCGGUUCAACCUUAGCUCAACUUCCGGAACCAUCCUCCCGAGUUCCAAAUACAGCUCCAGAGUUUAAUGUAAUCCUACAAGACGAGACAGAUUUUGAUCCCUCUGGUUCCUUCUCUUCAGAUUUUACUCCGAAUGCUCGUCAGCCUCCGCCCAGGUUUGAGGUAUUAUCCGCAACAGAUGAGGAGAAAUUUCAACCUGAGCAAACCAGUCCAAACCGCAGACCAGAUAAUUUAGCUUCUACUACCUUUCCUAAACCUGCUCAGCCAAUCUUCCUCCAACAACCCAGAUCACACGAAGAUGUUCCUCAGAGGUUAAGACCACAGGAACCAAAUCCAGUCAGAUUUAGACCUGAGGAACCAGCUCCAAGUAGAUCCCCGACCAGUUUCAGUCCUGAUCAAUCUUCUCCUCCUUCUAGGUUUAAUACAGAACAGCCCUCCUCCUCAAGAUUUGGACAAGAAGAAUCAAGGCAAACUGAACCUGCCCCACUUAAAGAGGAUAACCCUACUCCUACUCAAAGAGUUGGGUUUGGGAGUCCUCCUGCACCUCCUAGACCUACUCCCCGAUUAUCUGAUUCUGGAACUCGGUUCCCCCAUUUCCAAAACUUUAAACCAAUUGAUCCAAAUUCCGACCCUAUAAUUUCUCCUGCAACAAGGAAUAAUCCUGCAAUAACCUUUCAAGAUGAAAAUGUUCUGGCUUUAGACCAAAAUAUAUUGGAACAAGAGAGAAGGCUAGAGCAGGAAAGAAGGUUAGAAAAGGAAAGAAGAGUGGAACUAGAUAAGAAAGCUGAACAAGACAAGUUGGCUGUACAAGCCAGAAAAGCUGAACAAGAGAGAAGAGCUGAACUUCUUAAACAAGAAGAGCAAGAGAGAAGAGCCGAAUUUGACAGACAAGAAGAGCAAGCCAGAGUUGCUGAGCAAAACCGGAUCAAGGCAGAAGCCAAGAAAUUAGAGCAAGAUAGAAUAGCUGAACAAAAUAGAAUUGCUGAAGAAGCUAGAAUUGCUGAACAAAACAGAAUAGAUGAACUUGAAAGAAUCAAAGAGCAAGAACGAAAAGCUGAACUAGAAAAGAUUGAAGAGCAGGAUAGAAAAGCUGCUCUGGAAAGAGAAGCGGAACAAGAAAGGAUAGAACAAGAACAAAGAGAAGAAGAAGAGAAAAACAGAAAGAUUGCCGAACAGGAACAGCGUGAAAAAAUUAGACUUAUUGAAGAAGAAAACAAGAGAAAACUUGAACAAGAAAGAAUCUUGGAAAGGGAAAGAAUUUUAGAAGAAGAACAAGAGUUUGAAAGAGAACAAGAAAGAAUAAGGCAUAGGGAGGAGGAAGAACGUAAGAAACAAAAGAAACAAGAAGAAGCAUCAACUUUUGGACCAUUUAGUGCUUUUAGAAACUUCCCUCAAUUUCCCCGAGAUCAAGAAAAGGAAUCAAUUGUAAACCUAAAUAAUUUCGUGAUAAAUCGUCCUGCUCAACCUGCCAGUCUUGAACCAGAGCCUCAGCCUUUAGUUGAUACUCCCAGACCCAUCCUUCCUCCUACUUCCCUAUCCUCUGCUCAACAACCAGCUCCAGCAAGCAAUCAAAAUACUUUCUUCCAAAAUCAGCAAUCUCGACCUUUCCAGAACCAGCCUUUCCAAGGUUUUCCAAAUCAGGGAACCCAGCCUAGUCAAUCCUUCCAACCUUUCCAAACCCAAUCCUCUCAAUCUUUUAGGACCCAACAGCCUUUUACAUUCUUCGGGCAACAGUUCCCCAGUCCAUCUAAUCAGCAAACCCAACCCAGACCCCAACCUCAGGCUCAGGAGGAUCAGAGGUUUGGAAAUCCUCCGUUCUCUGUUUUCGGAUCCAACCCCUCCCCUGUGAGCGGUGGUGGUGGAGGACGAGGGGAUGUUAACAAUGCUAUUAUCCAUGACCCUGACUCACAGUCAACCUCAUUUUUUAGUUUCAAUUCUCCCAGUUUCCGUGCCGGGCAGCCAACAACUAAGCCUGAGGAGCCAAGAUCCAUCCAAUCAAUCUUUCCAUCUUCAGGAUCAUCAUUUCAAUCCUUCCCAGGUUCAGUGUUCGGAGGAGGAGCUCCACGCUUCUCAAACCGCCCCAGUCCAGUACAAACAGUCCCAGGUUCAGUUCCUGUUCAGAGACCUAACCCUCCCCAAACAGUAUUCAACCUUGCGCCUUUGCAGUCGCAAACCGGAAAUAGAUUUCCGGAGCCCCAAUUCGGCGGCUUCCGGCCUGUAAAAAGACAUCUAGGCUCUGAUACCUUGUCAGAGCGAGUGAGCCGUGAAGAAAGAGAAGAAAGGCCAAGGCAGAUUGAGUUUUCAAACCGGAAGUUCCAGAGAAACCAUGCGCCACGUGCUCAACGGCGCACGCAGCGUGCUAAAUCUGCAAAUCAAAAUUACCGUGCGCAAAAAUCAGUGCACGGAAAUCAACAUAUGAGUGGCUAUUUAAAAAAUAGUAAGAAAAGCGCAAUCACAGACUCAAUAUAUGAUUUGUUAUACGAUUACUAGUGAACUGUCAUAAUACUCUAAAUGAGACCUGAUUGUAAAAUUCAAGUUAAACUCAAAAAUAAAGACAUUUACAUGAAACAGCGAGCAGAAGCUUAUGUCAUUAAAUGCACCAUUGUUUUACCCUUAUAGUCAAAUAUAUUGAUAGAUUUCUACA